Trematosphaeria pertusa is the source of this 2210-nucleotide messenger RNA. Its product is annotated as P-loop containing nucleoside triphosphate hydrolase protein. Gene Ontology annotation, biological process: cellular response to heat. Gene Ontology annotation, cellular component: cytoplasm. The transcript is spliced from 7 exons. NCBI's taxonomy places the organism in Eukaryota, Fungi, Ascomycota, Dothideomycetes, Pleosporales, Trematosphaeriaceae. The record is from RefSeq and is a predicted model, not a curated record. Bases 69 to 2075 code for a protein of 668 amino acids. Gene Ontology annotation, molecular function: ATP hydrolysis activity; protein binding; ATP binding.
CUCACUCCCAACAAUGCGCUCUACCAUCGCUUUUCGGUCUCCCUUCUGCAUACGACGGGUCGACAAGUAUGAUGACCGAGGAGCAGUACGCUCCGGGAGGAUCGCACUUCAAUGCGGUUGAAAGCAUCGUUGAACGCGUCGGAUGUACACGGACUCGGGCGAUCGCAGCAUUGAGAGUGUGUAGCAAUGAUGUAGAGAGGACGCUUCGGUCACUUUCUGAACCGUGGAUGCGCCCCACACAGCCAAAUACGCGAGCCCGGCGCCAGAACCCACCCCAGAGCCCACCACUCGGCCCUCUCGACCGGGCACAUCAAACCCGCACCACUACGCUAGACUCGGAUGGAGGCGAUGCACCCGAAGUCCGACCCGAGCGAGCACGCGAACUACCGCCCCAAGGAGGGCUUGAAGUGUUAACGGAUGAGACGCCUACGGUCACCGAUGCACAGCGACAUAGCUUACCUUCUCUCAAUCCUCGAAGGAAAGAUCGCCCAUUCUCCCCCCGCGAAGGUUCCAGCCAGUUUUUCUCGCUCAGGCGAUUGCUAUGGGCCCUCCAGAACGAACGGCUUUCCCUUGCCGAUAUUGUCGAGUAUUUUUCGUACUUCCAACGCGAAGCAGUACUUGACGCCAUCAAUCAGUCCAUCGAAGGAGUCCCCUCCAUCUUUUACGCCGUAGCCACGAACCGAGAGGAUGUUGUAAGGACCUGGAUCGCUUAUGGCGCGAAUGUGAACGCCAUCGAUGGGAGAUACAAGAUCCCCUUACUCGCUUUUGCAAUCUUCAAUUCUUCAGUUUUGAGAGAAGAUAGCACGACAAUUGUUCUUCUUCUCUUGGCACACGGAGCGAGCGCCUCUACUGUUCCUAUCAGGGACGAUAGAACCACGCAAAAGCAAAGUACCGGUGCCGCGAAUGGCUCCGUUGAGAAAGGGGAAGAGGACUCUCCGGACAUGGACCAACGUUGGUGCAAUGCGUACUUCCGGUCGCGCCUUGAGCAAGCGCUCAAUACAACGCAACGAUAUUUUCUCUCUCGCGCACAAGCCUACAAACAACCAUCCAGACGAAGCCUACAAGCCGCGACUAAGUACAACGUUACUCAGCUCUUCAGCCUUCCUUACUGUAUUGUAGGUCAAGAUGUUGCGAUCAGGAUACUCACCGAGCGACUUCUGAGCCAUAUGGUGGUACCUAAUCCAAAGCCGCUAGUGCUACUCUUCGCAGGGCCGAGCGGACAUGGCAAGACCGAAGUUGGAAGGCGACUUAGGUCUCUUUUAUCACUGGAUACCCAUACCAUUGAUAUGACGGAGAUCAAGUACGAGACAGACCUUUUUGGCCCCAAGCCGCCGUUCGUAGGCUGCGAGGGAGGCUCUCCAUUGAACAAUUUCCUCCUAGCAAAGUCGGGAAAAAGGGCAAUCGUCAUGUUAGACGAGUUCGAGAAGUCAACCCGGGAAGUGCUGAAUUCCCUUCUUAUCCUAUUCGAUGAAGGGAGAUAUCUCGACCGUCGCCGUAGAAAGAGCAUAGACUGUUCCAAAAUUAUCUGGAUCUUGGCCAGUAACGCCCUCGAUCCCGUCAUAACCGACUUCUACAAGAACAACUCCACAAAUAGCCCCAUCGCAGAUCCAUGCGUCAUCGAAGAUCAGCUACAGCCGCGCCUUUUGGGUGCCAUGAAAUCCAAAUUCGGCUUCCCGCUAUCUGGACGGAUAUCAACAAUAGUCCCAUUCUUACCCUUCUCGCCCGAUCAGCAAGCGGUGAUAGUGCAUCAAUAUCUACUACAGCUCGCCCGCAACGUGCGCCAGUCGAUAUCCCUCUCCAACCAGUUGGUAGGAAACCUCCAUCUGAGGCUGCAGGAUGACGUAACUGUCAGUACAACUCUUGCGAGCGACUGUUAUGAUCCCGAUACCGGCGCUCGAAGCUUAGAGUCGGCGGUGAAAACAAAAGUGGAGGCACCGCUUAUACGGGAGUACCUAGCAGGAAACGAGGAUAUAAGCGAGAAGCAGCCCCUGGAGGAGUAUGUAGCAGAGGUACAAGGAGGCCGCAUCGUUAUCAGAAGAGUGCCGGGCGACAAGGUAUCAGUGCCAGUCGCCUAGGCACAUUGCGUUUCAUGGGUCAUUGUUCCAUCACGGAUAAUUGGCGGCUCACUUCCCAUUGCAUAUUCGGAGUUCUGGAAUUCAUAUCGUGAGGCUGUGUACGUGAGAAAUACAUAGGAAAGCAAAGGCAUCUGC